UAAAGUGUGCCUCACCUCAUAUUGUCUCUGAGCUGCUGAAGAGUGAAUCGACUACAAUGCUGAUGGUGUGGGAAAAUAUUUUUUUUUGCUGCCACACAGUAAGGAUGCAGUGCACUCACCUUUUGACUUGAAACCCCUUUGUGCACAUACAAAUCUUAUUAAUGGAGGAGGUGAUCCACACCCUACAGGCUGCAGGUUGUCACCAUUCCCUUAUCAGGUUAAAUUUAUGUGUUGAAUGUUUUCAUAACCCUUAAAAACAGGUUUGUACUCUUCAGAAAGUCAAUGACGGCCUUUGUUACUUUUAUUGCAUGGUUACACGCAGGCUUAGGACAUUUCUUGAGAAUAUCAAAAUGAGUCAAUGGUCAAUAAAUUUGGCUCGUGUUUGGCGCACAUGCAGCCGCUGAUGAUUCCUGCCUGGAGAUGAGGUAACAUUUUCUCAAAUCAGGAAAGAAAAAAUGAGGGAAACAACUUCCUUGUGUGCCUUUAACAAUGCUGCCUGUCUCCAGGAUGAAGACACCCACUGUCUGCAGGUCUGAUGCUUUCUACUUUCAAUUCGUUGUAUCAUCUAUGCACUUUGGCUGUGAUUUAAAAGAUUACAUUCAUUUUAUUGUUAUUUCAGCAUUUGAUGCAGCCAAUGGAGAACGAGACACAUUCACAGAAUCCCAAAAAGGCAAAUCAAUGAAACUAAGAUUAUAAUAGUAGUUGUGAUUUAUUCUCUUCUAGUAUUUUACUAAGUAUUACAAAUAAAAUAAAAUAAAGGAUGAGCAGACAUCCCCUUUAUUUUGUGACUUUUAUUCUUUAUUACUAAGUAGCCUGUGCCAACUUCAAAAAGGGGAAAAAAAUCUUCAUCUACCUCUGGUGUGAAAUAAAAACAUAAUUCCAAGCACUUAGGUGUGUUUUUAUUUAGUGUAGUAGAAUGAGCCUCUUGUUUUUCUUCAUAUAUUUAUUAUUUUUCCUUAAACUGCUUUGUCUUUUGUCUCUUUCAAUUAAUUAUACUCUUAUUUUUUCAAUCGUCUUACUGUCUGUUAGAGCUCGAGAGUUUGGUUUUUAUUUUACAGAAUAAACAAAGCAGAGAAGAUGUGUUACAGUUGACGUUAUCUAAAUUCAAGUUCUAUAUAUUUGGUUGUAUUUCAUUUUAUACAGUGAAGCUCAUCUCAUGUAGUAAUCAUGUUAUAACAAGGAGAUUAUCAUUCUAUUUGUUUUGUGAGAGGAAAAAAUGGGAUCAUAACUAAAGAAUGUUUCCUUCAGCAAAGAAUGUGACCAUUUUUGUUUCUGCCCCACUCACCUGUUUGAGACAAUAAGGCUUUCUUAGCAGGUCUCUCAGUUCUGGUGCAAUUCUGGAGUUUCCUACGAGUGACGGAGGUCAGAGGUUUUGUUUCUGCCUCUGACUCACACAGGGCAGCCACGCCCGCGCCCCUGUGGAGAAUAUAAACCCGCCAUCACUGCCUCAGUCUCAAACCAGGUCGAGGCACAGAGGCUACACCUGCAGCUCAGAGUCAAAACAGUGAUCCUCUUCACCCUGCGUCCUGGUUCUGUCGUCGGACCAUGGAGGCCCAGCGGUAUCCCAUGAGUGUGCGUUUCACCGGAGUGUUGCACAAGGAGAAGAGCAAAAUGUACAUCACCUCCGUGCUGUGGUCGGACCAGAGCGACAUCGUUGUUUACAGAACUUUUCGGGAGUUCAAGCAAUUCCACAAAAAAAUGAAGAAGGCCUUCCCAGCAGCAAGUAAAUUGAAAAAAUCUGAGAGAAUCAUCCCACAGUUUCGAGACAAGAAGACGAAGCGGAUCGGUCCCAAGAAAUCCCUCUUGCGCCUCAAACUCUUGCAUAAAUACUGCAACGAGCUUCUGAGCUGCGACCCGCGGGUCACUCAGUCUGGAGACCUCAUCCAGUUCUUCCAGCCCAAAGACCAGGACCUGCAGCCGGACUUCUCUAAGAACAGCAUCAUCAUCAUGCCAUCGGAAAAUGAACUCAACGGCGACACAGGCCACCUCCACGGCGGCAACGUAACCCAGCCGUUUGUCACAGAGACGUACAGAUGUGUGGCCUCGUACGAGACCAAAGACACCAAGAACAAACCUUUCAAAGUGGCCGUGGAUGAAAAAGUGGACGUACUGAUAAAGGAUAAAGCAGGGUGGUGGCUCGUGGAGAACGAGGACAAACGGAUGGCCUGGUUCCCUGCCCCCUAUUUGGAGACGCUGGAUGACGAUGAAGAUGAAACAGAUGGGACUCCUGAAAGAGGAACGCUGUGCACUGCAAUCAAGAGCUACAAGGCCACCAAAGACGAUGAGCUGACUGUGCACAUCGGUACAAUGGUGGAGGUCCUGCAGAAGUCUGACAACGGCUGGUGGCUCAUCAGAUACAAUGGUAAAGCAGGUUACAUCCCCGCCAUGUACCUGCAGCCCUACAGCCACCCUCACAUCCGCAUGCCAGGAGACCAGCAAAACCGUCGCUCCUCCUCUGUGCUACCAGCAUCCUCCUCCUCCUCGAUGCUGGAACAGUCCCACCAGCAAAACCGUCGCUCCUCCUCUGUGCUACCGGCAUCCUCCUCCUCCUUGAUGCUGGAACAGUCCCACCAGCUCAGCCUCUCUUCAGGUAACCUUCUGAAGCUUCCACCCACCAGGUCCUCAUCCUCCCUUUCGCUCCAACCAGACACGAUUCAGAGGUCUCGCUCUCUCGACAUCGUGUCUGAGCCACCUCCUGCUCAGCCAGCCCCGAGUACCUCUGCCACCAACGUUGCCACAGCAACCACCCCUGCAAAACACUCUCCUCCGCCCACCAUCAUGGUGCAAAUGGCCGGAGGGGAGGAGGAGCGUGGCAGGAGCCUGAGGGCAGAGAGCGAUGCAAGCUUUGUGAGCAGCAGCAGCAGCAGCAGUGAAUUCAGCUGCAGCGACGACCUCAGUUCCUCCUCAGCAAGCUUGUCCCUCAACCUGAGCCAGAGCGCCACUGAAGAGCGGCUGCGCCACAGCCGUACGCCUCCACCCGGGAACGGCCUCAGCCCAACGUACGGCACAGAGGGGAAAAUGCUCCCCAGUGUCUCUGAUCCCAACCUUUACAAGGGGAACUCCAUGCCCAAGGUGCCGCCCAGGCCGCAGCCUCGGGAGAUCCUCACCCGCUGCACCACCAUCACCCGCAAGAACGCCGGCAGAGGCCUGUCACCCACACAAACUGAGAUACUGAGCCAGUGAACUUUUACUAUCAAGGAACCUCAUCUGUUCUGUAGAUGUUGAUGAGUUUUGUUUAAUUUUAUUCUCAUACACAUUGACAUUCUGCUGCAUUUAUCAAAACAAGGGGGUUGUGUACACUAACUGGAAUUAAGAGUCACUGCACCAUAUAGUGUGAGAGGACUGUGGGAAUAUAUAGCGGGAAUUAAGUUGUGUCUCUUUAAAACUGCAUAGAAAACACUUUUCUUCUAGUCUCCCAUGAGUAAUGUGCAUUUUCUCAACUUCUGUAAAGUCUGCUAAAUUUUACCAGCUCACAUGAAUAAAUAGGAUGAUUAAUCAGGUUACGGUAAACAUUCUCAGCCCACAUCUUCACUAUCCGCUCUAAAAUGUUUAUUUUCCAUACUGGAAACCCGUGUUGUGCCUUAUAUGCAUUUGCACUGUGUUGAGUGCAAGAGUGUGAUUGGUUUGUUAUUUUACCUGCAAAAAAUGAAAGCCAGUGUGUUCAGGCUGUUGUUGAAGUAAAAAUAAACCUCACUUGAAGAAUGGGACAUGUGCAAUUACUCUACACUGACUAUACACACCAGAUUAAACCAUGUAGAUUCACUGGGUGUGUUCACAUGUUACUGUGGAGCUGGGAACAAAUAAAAAACACUUUUAUCAUG
This is a messenger RNA of Hippoglossus stenolepis (Pacific halibut), 3821 nucleotides long. RefSeq names its product NADPH oxidase organizer 1a (gene noxo1a). The transcript has 8 exons. The record is from RefSeq and is a predicted model, not a curated record. NCBI's taxonomy places the organism in Eukaryota, Metazoa, Chordata, Actinopteri, Pleuronectiformes, Pleuronectidae. The coding region runs from base 1546 to 3183 and encodes 545 amino acids. Gene Ontology annotation, biological process: superoxide anion generation. Gene Ontology annotation, molecular function: superoxide-generating NADPH oxidase activator activity; protein binding; phosphatidylinositol binding.